This is a messenger RNA of Cannabis sativa, 802 nucleotides long. Its product is annotated as protein PXR1. The transcript has a single exon. NCBI's taxonomy places the organism in Eukaryota, Viridiplantae, Streptophyta, Magnoliopsida, Rosales, Cannabaceae. The record is from RefSeq and is a predicted model, not a curated record. Gene Ontology annotation, cellular component: nucleolus. The coding region runs from base 64 to 645 and encodes 193 amino acids.
GUAUAUAUUGGCAGCUCUCCAUUGAGCUAAGCCCUAGGGUUAGAGAAAAUAACAGUCUCAGUCAUGGCAUGUACAAUCGAUUUCCGUUGCUUAGAUGAAGGGUUUGGCGGCAAAACCUACAAACGUAAAAGACAAGAAGCCGAAAACAACAUCGGCAACGGCGAAGAUGUCGAUGCAGCCAUGGAUGUCGAUGACUCAGCUCCUCCCUCAGCAAAGAGAUCAGCUAUAGCUUCGUCGGAGAAUCCUGACAAACCGAUCUUCGGAAACGCGACUUACGACGGCGUCAUAGCCGGAAGAGUCUCCGGUCGUAAGUGGAAGCAGCCGAGGAAGCAUAGGGCUUCGGCGACUAUGGUUAGAAAGGGAACGAACUUCGAAGAGAGAGCGAAGGAGAAGGAGAUAAAAAAAGCUUACAGAGAGAGGAAAGAAGAGCUUAAGGAAGAGAUUAGGAAGAAUAAAGUUGAUAAGAGGAAGCAAAGAGAAGAGAGGGAGAAGAGGAAGAAGGAGAACAUAUUGAGAUCUGGUACUAAGCUUCAGAAGAUUACUAAUCCCAAAACGCUUAAGAAACUUGCUAAGUCUAAACAGAGGAAGUUACUCAAGGUUGUUCCUGAUGAUUUGCUAGCCAAUAAGAACAAGAACAAGAACUAGUAAUUUUCUUCAUUCCUUACCUAUUUUUCUUUUGUUUAGAUUAUGUAAUUUUCAAUUUUGUUUUCUCCAUUUCUAGCUAGAGAAGCUUCUGUUUUUUGUUCCUUUAAUGAAUUUGCAUUAACAAAAAAAUUAUAUAUACAUAAUGAAAGUUUUCAUA